AUGUCGAAAUUCUUGAGAAGAGUCGGGACAAAAAAGCAGGUCUUUUCCUACGACAUCACUGUGCAUUACCUAGAAAUGGCUUUAACACUGCCCGUCCGCAUCAAUGUAGUAUGAAAGAGACGUAAUUUUAAAUCUAGGCAAAAAAAGAAUUGAGACAAGAAACAAAAAUGCACUUUCGCCUUCGGUCGGAAGGGUAGAAAUAAAUGAAACGCUAACGAUGAUCAACACUCUGUAUCAAGAAAAAUCAGGACAGUUCAUGAAAAAGAAAGCUGCCCUUAGUUUUCAAGCAAUUGUUGAGGGGAAAGGGAUGAAAAAAGUUGGGAACUUGGAGCUCAAUAUUGCUGAUUAUCAUGUCAAUCCACUUAAUGAGCAAGUUUUCUCAGUUGCAGGCUGUCCUGAUAAGAACUCGAGGGUUUGUAUAUCGGUUAGAGCUCAGCCAUUGGGUGAAGCUGUUCUAGCAGACAACAUGAGUGAAGCCUCAGGGGUGUCUGGAAUCAGCAUGGGGACUGAAGGGGACUAUAAUGGGCAGCUGUUCAAUGAGCAAGACUUAACUGGCUUUGAAGAAGAAACCCACCAGCAAAGAGUUGUCCCAGGUGUAAACGGGAAACCACCGAUGCUCAAGCCAAUACUUCGCCUUCCAGAGUCCGGCCCUAUGAACCCAAUGAGGAUCGCUGAAGCAAUGGAAAACCAACGCAUCAAGCUUGAAGAAGACUCAUCCAGUUCCAAACUUUCAGACUUUAGAGCCCAGAUUUCUCUUCUUGAGCGCGAGAACCAGCAAUUGAAGACCGACAAAGAAGAGCUAAAAGUAGAGCUCGGCAUUCAGUAUGAAAAAUUCAAAAAAGAACGCGAAAACCUAUUAGAGCAUAUAAAAAAAGUAGACACUGAACGCGAAGAUUUCAGAAAAAGAGAGGAAAAAAUUAAAAUCAAGCUUACAAAAGCUGAAGACAAGCUCUUAAAAAUGAAAUCCAUCAAUGAAAAUCUAUUACAGGACCUAAAAGACGCAGAACUCAAUUCUAGUCAAAAUUCUGGAGACACAGAAAGACUGAGAAAUGAAGCACAAAAAUUAAAAGAAAAUGUCGGGUUUCUGCAAGAAAAAGUGAAGGGCUUGGAAAGCCAGAUAGAAGAAAUGAACAGAGAAAACGCGAAUUUAAAGAACAGCUUGAGUUAUUCGCAAGAACAAAAUAAUCAGCUGAAAACAACGAUAGAUAGGAUGAGGCAGGAGUUUUCUGACUCUAGAGAGCAGUUAGUAGGGAACGCUCCAGAAGACAGCUCGUUUGCUGCUUAUAAAAAGAAGACCGAUCUAAUGAUAAAUAAUUACAAACGAGAAAUCGCCUUGCAUGAGCAAGAAAAAGAAGAAGCCCUUUCAAGGCAGACUGAACUCAUGCUUGAGCUCCAAAAAGCAAAAUCUGAUGUUUCCAUGAUUGAAGAUAAGUACAAAUACAGGCUGAAAGAGCUGGAAACUGAGAAUAAUGAGAUUAAAGAAGAAAAUAAUAAUCUAAAUCAAAGACUGGACGAGGAAUCCCAGUCUAAGAGGCUUUUAGAAAGGCAAACCAUGACAGCCAAAGGAGACGUCGAGUCCAAGCUUAUAAGACUUAACAAGCAAUAUCAAGAGCUGAAAGCACAAAAAGAGCAGCUCGAAGUGCAGCUAGCAGAAUCUGAAAGGACUCAUAAGCAGUCACAAAUGGACACUGACUCCUACAACGUUCAAAAACUCCAGGAAAAAAUUUCUUCCCAAGAAAAGUCCUUAAAUCGGCUUAAGCAAGAGCUCAAAGAAAAAGAUCUUGAAUUAGAAGAUAUUUACUCCCACAAAGAAACAUUAGAAAAAGACAAUUUCACCCUUAGAGAACAGCUUAAACUGGCAACAACAACUGAAUUCUCUGACCCAGCCAACCUCAUUCUUCAAGACCAAAUACACGAUUUAGAGCAAAAACUUCUGGCUUCUGAGUCAGCCCACAAAGAAGACAAAAUUUCAUCCUCAAGGCAAAUAAGUAUGCUUGAAAAGCAGCUGGAAAUUCUCGAAAACAAAAAGAGGGAUAUCACUGCUGAAUACGAAGAAAAGCUAAGCAAACUUGCCAUAGAAAACCAAAUGUUACGACAGAAUUCUAGUGAAAAUAAAAGAAGCCAGCCAGAAGUAAAGUCAACCAGCCAGUUAGCAGCCUCUGUCCAAGAAGAAAAUUUAAAGCAAGAGCUGAGGAUUUUGGAGCUGGAAGUGGCCGAGUCCAAGUCCAAAAGCGAGCAGCUUCAAGCAGAUUUCAAGCAGAUGGAGAAGAAAUACGUAGAUGCCAAAAUGGGCUGGGCUAAUUCUGACUUAGAGAAGGAAAGCCUAAUUCAGAAAUAUAGAGACGCCCAAGAGCAGCUGAGGGAUUAUUCUUCCCAAUUCACCAUGAUGGAAGUUGAGCUUUACAAAAUCAAUGAAAGGUUUGGACAAACGCUGAAUAAUAAUAACGAGCUUGAAAUGGAAAUCCAAGCCCUAAGGCAACAAAUGGAAGAAGGCGACAAAUCCAAAAAGAAGAAGCAUUAA
Blepharisma stoltei is the source of this 2521-nucleotide messenger RNA. The record is from the annotation of a GenBank genome assembly. NCBI's taxonomy places the organism in Eukaryota, Ciliophora, Heterotrichea, Heterotrichida, Blepharismidae.